UCCCCUUUCCUCGGUGCCCAGUCUCUGCUUGUUUCGGCUCCUCCGCGCUGCCGCUGGAGUUAGCUCGGAAACCAGAGGUCGGUCUGUCUGUUAUCAGUCGUGAGAGUCGCGACUGGGGUUCUUUUAAACUUUUUUCCCCUCAUCACCGUUAUUCCUGAACGAGUGGGAGAGAGUUUGACCCUCGUUUUGGAUGCAUGGGAGCUUCCUGGGAGCGGCGAAAGGAGAAGACUGUGCUGCCGGUCCUGACUGCUUAGCACGAUGAGUGAGGCGGAGGGCCAGUUCUACAGUGUCCAGGUGGGGGACUCCACCUUUACUGUGCUCAAGCGCUACCAGCAGCUUCGUGCCAUUGGCUCCGGGGCCCAGGGCAUUGUCUGCUCUGCUCUGGAUACAGACCUUGGUAUACCAGUGGCUGUGAAGAAGCUCUGUCGUCCCUUUCAAAACCAGACACAUGCAAAGCGGGCCUACAGGGAACUGGUGCUGCUAAAAUGUGUCAACCACAAAAACAUCAUCCGUCUGAUCAAUGUUUUCACGCCUCAGAAGUCUCUGGAGGAGUUCCAGGAUCUUUAUCUGGUGAUGGAGCUCAUGGAUGCCAGCUUAUGUCAGGUGAUUCACAUGGACCUAGACCAUGAGAGGAUGUCCUACCUGCUCUAUCAGAUCCUUUGUGGCAUCAGGCACCUGCACUCGGCUGGGAUCAUCCACAGGGAUCUGAAGCCCAGCAACAUUGUUGUGAAGUCUGAUUGCACUCUGAAAAUCCUUGACUUUGGUCUUGCAAGGACGGCCUGCACAAACUUCAUGAUGACCCCUUAUGUAGUAACCCGAUACUACCGCGCCCCAGAGGUCAUUCUGGGCAUGAAGUAUAAGGAGAAUGUGGACCUGUGGUCAGUUGGCUGCAUAAUGGCUGAAAUGAUCUGUCAUAAAGUCCUCUUUCCUGGAAAGGACUACAUCGACCAGUGGAAUAAAGUGAUUGAGAUUCUGGGUACACCCAGUCUUGAGUUUAUGAACCGACUGAUGGAGACCGUAAGGAACUAUGUGAUGAACAAGCCGCAGUAUCCAGGCGUCAGCUUCACAGAGCUAUUCCCGGACUGGGCUUUUCCUUCUGAAUCUGAACAAGACAAAGUGAAAACUGUUCAAGCACGGGACCUGCUCUCCAAAAUGCUGGUCAUUGAUCCCGAAAGCCGUAUCUCUGUGGAGGAAGCCCUUCAUCACCCCUACAUCCACGUGUGGUACGACCCUGCAGAGGCAGACGCGCCUCCUCCCCAGAUUUCAGAUAAGCAGCUGGAAGAGAGAGAGCACAGCAUCGAGCAGUGGAAAGAACUUAUUUAUGAUGAAGUGAUGGACUGGGAGGAGAGGAACAAGAACGGUCUAAUGAAAGAAGACUGCUCAGAUGUGGCGUCGGGCUCUGCUUCCCAGUCCUCCUCCGCCAACGACAUCUCAUCCAUGUCCACGGAGCACACGCUGGCGUCGGACACGGACAGCAGCAGCAUCGACACGCUGACGGGGCCGCUCGACGAGAGUCAGUGAGCGCAUCUGCGGCCCCACCUGUCGGCUCCCUACAGUCCUCAGACUCAUCUGAAACAUUCAAAUAGUCCAUCUGCUUCUGUUUAAGUUUUAACUUGUGCUUCUCUCCUUUUCUCUCAAUGAAAAGAUUGUUUUUGUUUCCUAUCUGUGACCUGGCAGAUCUUGUUUAGGACUGUUGCCUGGAGGUCAGAGUUAUGCUCACCGUUGUGUAAAAAAAAAAAAAAGACAGACAGACAUUUGGUCUUCUUUUUCUUGGUGAAUGUUUAACUUGAUCAUCUAUACAGUUUCGAGAGGUUAUCAUCAUCUAAUGAGAGCCGACACGGACCAAAUAGCCGUGAGCUGCUCUCUUGCAUGUUACGCCAAAAAGAACAAAAGCUUAUCUAGCAUCUGACGUUCCUCUGAUGGUCAAAUGCUGGUCUUAUAAAUCUGAACCCCUAGCAUGCUGAAAGUAGUGCCACGGUGGUGCUAUCUGCGCUGAGAUGUGUUUUUGUUUUUUACAUGAACGGGCACGUGUGAUGUGGAUUUCGAACUUCUUUCUCCUAACAGCAAGAAGCUGCUGUAGUUUUAGUGUUACAGCUUUGUUUCUUGAUAUGUUGUACUGUAUGUAUAGACAGAAUCACCCCAUUCAAUUUAAGGUACUUAUGGUUAAUGUGUAUAAGCAGAUCAUAACCCUAUAAAUCUGAAAGAGGCAUAUUGAUACGUGUAUUUAUAUCUAUUUUUUUGUUUUGUUCUUGCAACAUUUUGCACACAAGCCACAUUAUAGCCCGUGAAACGUAGGCCUCUUGUUAAAAUUAGUUAAAAGGCAAAUAAAAACAUGGGGUGCUCUUUUUCUAAAGCAUUCCUUUAGCACUUGGAGACUCGUAAAAUUUGUCAUAAAAUCAGAAAACACGUAGAAUCCACCUAAAGGCAGCACAAAACGAAGAAUGAUGUUUACUUUGCAUGAAGGUAUCACACCUUCAGGAGAGAGAAAUGCUUCCGGAUCUGGUUUUUCAUUUGUGGUAUUGUAUUGUUGUUGUUUUUUUUUUUUUUUUUUGUCUUUUACGCCUGCAUGUGUGAUAAAGAAAUUGUGCUGCACAUCACUGUUCUUUGCUGUGUAUCAUCCUUUAAGUUAGCAGUUGCCCCAUUUUGUAGUAGAUGAGUCUGUGGGUGAAGUUUGCCUGGCAACAAUGGACUGUUUUAAGAGACUGGUGGAGACCUGCAACUUAAAGAAGAGCCUUUUACAUGAACUGCAGAGCUGCUUUUGCCAAAAAUGAUUGCACCGUGUGUUAAAUUAUCAGAAUUAUGACACUACUACGUCACAGAGGACUUUCGCACCACAAUGUACACCACCAUGAUUUUUAUUCUUUCUGUCAUGCCUUAAGCAACCUGACGAGUGGGCAACUCAUUCUCUAACUCCUUAGCUCUUCUUGGAACUUCCUGAGAUGAAUGACAACAAUAAAACUUGGCCAACAUCUUUACCCAAACUCAAAACCAAUAAAGUGGACAUCAGUGAUUUUCUUUAUGGCUGUGAUGUUCUUCAUAAGUAUAUCUUAGCAAAUAAAAAUAUCCAAACAUUAA
This is a messenger RNA of Girardinichthys multiradiatus, 3075 nucleotides long. RefSeq names its product mitogen-activated protein kinase 9 (gene mapk9). The record is from RefSeq and is a predicted model, not a curated record. Gene Ontology annotation, molecular function: ATP binding; JUN kinase activity. Gene Ontology annotation, cellular component: cytoplasm; nucleus. The transcript is spliced from 12 exons. Lineage: Eukaryota; Metazoa; Chordata; Actinopteri; Cyprinodontiformes; Goodeidae. Gene Ontology annotation, biological process: protein phosphorylation; JNK cascade. Bases 259 to 1521 code for a protein of 420 amino acids.